AUGGCUCAUCGCUUCCGGAGAAAAUUCAAAUUGACACAGCAACCCCAAGGCACAACGUCGGAGAUGACCGAAGACAGAGAUAGGAAACCCGCCCACGCAGAGUGGGAACCAGUUGAUAUUGGCUGCCGGACUCCAGAGGAUGUGAGGCGUUCACAUAUCUCAUCUGUCAGGCGCAUCGGUGCGAAAACGUCUAAGUGGGCCGCUAACAGCGACUACACUCCAACCAAGACGGAAGGAUCUCAGGCAACAUCAGACGAGUUUCUUCUCCUGUCCCACAAUUGGGAAGAGUGGGUGCGAAGCAGCCAGGACAACAACUGUGAGGAAACUCCUGAGGACGUCUCUCGGGUAGUUGAACUUUGCGAGAGCAAGCCGACUAUAUUGCUAGGCCAGAGUGUGAACGGAGAAGUUCAACAGUCCUGGACUUCUCAAGCACGGCCAUCCCCGCCCGAAUCGGUUCAAGCUACACCUCCAGUUCAAGCUCCUAGCAGCACAUCUGGCACAACAACUAGCGAACCACCAAAGCAGGCGCGUCAGCACGUGCUAGUCUGCAUGAAACAGAAAACCACACCCAUCCUGGAGCAGAUUGAAAUCCCGGAGUGUAAUGAUCAAACUGGAGAAUUCUUUAAGACACUGCGCGACAAAUGGAAGUCAAAGGCCUUGAUUCUCAAACUCCCAAGAUACCUUUUCUUUCAUCUCGCAGUUUUUGAGUAUGUACCCGUACUAUCAGGCCAUAAGCCAGCAUACAUCAAGAAAGGAGUCCCCCCUGCCGCCGAGAAAGGAUUCCCACAAAGCUCGAUGGGAAGUUUGGUUCCGAACCAAGGCAAGAGCCUCAACGGAUGGGGUAUCCUUGUCCAUGAGGAAUUGAACUGGGGCUUCUUCUUGGUGUUAGCCUUCGGCACGGUUGUGGCGAUAUCGAUUGCCAUCAUCAUUUGGGCGGCGAAGGGGCGAGAUGUACUAGAUGCGAAUUUUGGCAUGGGUUCCUACGUGAUCGGCGCGCUGCAAAGCGAGCCUUCUCACGCCGGUUUAAGUCUACUGCCCGCUACGAUUGAUGUCAUAUCCCCGGCCGAGUGA
Messenger RNA from Aspergillus homomorphus CBS 101889, 1071 nucleotides. RefSeq lists its product as uncharacterized. Lineage: Eukaryota; Fungi; Ascomycota; Eurotiomycetes; Eurotiales; Aspergillaceae. The record is from RefSeq and is a predicted model, not a curated record. The coding region runs from base 1 to 1071 and encodes 356 amino acids. The transcript is spliced from 7 exons.